Molecule: messenger RNA, 10747 nt
Organism: Podarcis lilfordi (Lilford's wall lizard)
Lineage: Eukaryota; Metazoa; Chordata; Lepidosauria; Squamata; Lacertidae
Source: the annotation of a GenBank genome assembly
GUCCGCCGGAAGGGGGGCAGGCGCGUCGUCGGCGUCCUCGCGGGCAGGCAGGCAGGCAGGCAGGCUGGAGCUGGGCUGGGCUGGCGUCAUGAGCGGCGGCGGCGGCGUUGGCGGCGGGAUGUCGGCGGAGCAGCAGCUCCAGCAGCGGCUCCUCCGCAGCCGCCUGAGGGGCGCUCAGCACCCGGGCCUGGCGGUGGGCGGCCCGCUGGCGCCGCCGCCGCUCUUGCCUCCGCUGCCGUCCGUCCUGUCUCCGCCGUCGCCGCCGGACUCGCCUCCGCCCGGCACGACCCCGGCCGAGAUCCCGGCGGGCCCGCGCUGCCCCAGCGAGACGUGGUGCUCGCUGUGCCGCGUCUACUGCCCGGACCCGGUGUGCCUGCCGUGCGGCCACAACUUCUGCACGGCCUGCAUCGGGCAGCGCCUGGGCGAGCCCAAGAUCAACAUCUCCUGCCUGGAGUGCGGCGCCACCGCCCGCAAGAGGAACCUGCGGCCCAUCAAGCCGCCGCCGCUCCUGGCCAGCCUGGUGGCGGACAGGCCCAAGAGGCAGAGGCUCGAUUCCGGGCCCGGAGGGGCAGUCGCGCUGCCGCCGGCGCCCGUGGUGGUAGCACCGCCGCCGCCGCUGCCCCAGCAGCAGCACCAGCCGAUGACAGUGGCCCCCGCAGUGUCUCCGGCGCCGGUAUGCGCACCGACACCACCACCACCGGCAGCAGCAGCGCCGCCGCCGCUGCUGUCCUUGACGCCGCCCACUCCGCCGUCUCCCGUAGCGCCAGCGGCUCCUGCAGCACCGGCGGCAGACUUGGCGACGUCGCCCCCGCUGCCCAGAAGGUUGUCGGCAGGAGGAUGCGGAGAGGGCGCCGGAGGGAAGCUGUGCGAGAAGCACCGGGACGUGCUGCAGUUCUUCUGCGAGGAGGACCAGGCGCCCAUCUGCGCGCACUGCGAUCGGUCCCAGGAGCACCGGGCGCACGCCGUCUUCCACGUCGAGAGGGCAGCCCGGGACUACAGGGUAAGGGAAGGAAGGAAGGGAGGGAGGGAGGGAGGGGGAGAGCUCUCCGAAACAAGCAAUCAGUGGCAAGCAAAGCAAGCAGGAGCAGGUAGUCCUGGUGGCCCGUUCAGCUCCCUCCAAAAUCCGUUAUUAGGGCAGUGCCGUGGUUAGCACAAACAAAACAGCACACGGGACGGGGUUAUUGAAUUCUCCUAGCAAAACGUUUAUACCUCCGACUUCUUUGCAUAGCAGUCAACUUUCAGAUUUGAAAAUAAGGGAUCAGCAGCAUAGCUGUCAACUUUAGGAUUUGAAAAUAAGGGACCGGCAGCCUCACCUGUCCCGGGGACAGUCUAUGGGAUAUCUAACAGUCUGGGAUAGCGGGAAGCAGCAGGAAACGGUGCUGCAGUAAGGGGAUUUCCCACAAAAGGAAGGUUGAAAGCUAUGCUUCUUUGGCUGUAGGAAAACAUUUUGCUGCAAUAAUUUAACAUCGCUUGGUUUUUUUGUUGCUGUAAUGAACAUAAGGUUUUUAAUGAUUGACUGCAUCACUUAUGGGUUCAGAGAGCGCUGGAGUGAUGCUUAAAAAUGGCCAAUUUACAUUCUGUACUCGCUACUUUCUUUUUUUAUCUUUCCUCAUCUUUUAAUAGCAGGGCAUUUUUGUAAAAUAAAGUAACAACAGCAGUAAAAUAAUAGUAUUCAUUGUUCUCUGGCUGUUUUAUACCUGGCGCCAGAAGUAUCUCUUACUAAGCCAUGUUUGGAAAUAAAUUUUCCUUCUUAUAAGACAGGUUUAUUCUGGAUAAAGAAUUAUGCUUACACAGACCUUUAAACUUCCAUCUUUCUGGUUACUUUUGUAUCUUGAGUGAAAAUUAUGUUCAAAUAUUGUUGGCUUGGGUCUUUUCUUGCAAUAAUGAUCGCAUAGUUGUGAGUCUAUGUAGCAUUCCAAGCUGUGAUCUUCUGAGAAAAUGCUUAGCUGUAGGAUGGAGAAAUAAUUGGGUUAGAGGGUGUGUGGAGGGCCCUUUAGUCAUCAGAUUUCUAGCUUAUUUUGGCAUCUCUGGUUUCUACAGGAUAUCAAAUCAGCUGGAAGAACUGUGGAUCCUUAGCUUUAUGUUGAAAACAGGUUUCCAAAUCUAGGUGCCUAGCAACCUCUGAAAACAAAAUGAUGUCAAUGCAUUUAUCAAUAGAGGAUUAGAGACCAUUCAGCCUGAUUCUUUUGUAUUCACGAAAGUGUCAAGGUACCUGUUCCUUGUUUCUUAUUCUUAAGGUCCAGUGCAGUGACAAUGGCCUGUCAACUGAUGGAAGUUUCUGAAUAGUAACUUUCCCCUCUUUGUGUCAUAUUCCCUGCUUAUAGACCUAGAAGCUUGGAUUACUUAUGAAUUGGAACAGUAACAUUUACAAGAAGUGGACUCAGAAAAACAAACAUUUCUAACUUUAUUCCUUCCUAUGCAUUUUUGCUUGAAAAUAAAUUCUACUGAUUUCCCCCCAUCUUUUCUGAGAGCUCUUCUCAUAUUUCCUCUUGUGCCAUUUAUCAUAUUGAGUUGAGAAAAGGUGGUGUUCUUGCCACAGUGUUAAGUUUCUUAGUUUGUGCUUCGGGGAAUUCACAUUAGUGAGCUUCUGAUAACUCUUUUUUGCUGUCGGCUUCUUCACGCUCAAUAAUUUUAACACCACAAAUUAUUCAAUAGGUAAUAGCUUCAUCUUCGUGUGCCCCUGCUCUCCAGCUGCCAAAUUCCAACAGAACAUUCUGUGUCCCAGAUACCGAAAAACUGCCCCACCCAAUUUUAAGUGAUAGCUGGGCCAGCUAAGGAGAACUUGUUAGCUUCUAAGAGCCCACGUAUAUUGUUAGUGUUGAUUUAGGUCUCAAAAUGCACACCUAGGUUUUAAUACCUGCAGAAACAGCGUAUUGAGGUUAUUUUAAAGAACCAAGUAUUUAGCCUUGUGGUUUAAAAGAUAAGUAUGAAAAUACAUUCCCAGUUAUAAAGUAUGGGACGCCACAGAGAUGCCCGGCAGGACUCCCAGUUGUAAGGAAAGGAGUAGGGUGUCAGUAUUUCUCUUCCUAAGACUAGCAGAAGUGUUAACAAUGCAACGCAUUCAGCAUAUGGAUUUGAUUUCUUUUUUCUUGCUAUGGAGUGCACACAACCGUAUGGGGCUAUUGAAGAAACCAAACCUUCUUGUUCCUCAGAUUGGGAAAAGGCUUCUGGGUGCAGGUUGCCUUCUCUUUCUCAUGACAGAGUUACCUGAAGGCAAAAAAGCCUCUUGCCCAACUGAACUAUAUUUAUACAUCUAUACUAAAACAAACUCCUGUGCUCUUGAUACCUCUGAUUCCCUCCCUCCCAUCUCAAGCCACUUCUGUUUUCUCAGGAGAGGGUUCUGGCACAACUAGAGAUCCUGAAGCAGGAGAAGAACACGCUGUGGAGCCAGAAGCUGACUGGAGAGAGGAAAAUUCAGGAUUACAUGGUAGGUACCUGUUGCCAUUGGUGAUCAGGAACAGAGACAUUGGGUCUUGAGGGGUGGUUGUUGUUGUUUGGCCGUAUUACUCCCCGCCCCACCCCCAAAUCCCAUUUUUUUCUACAGGUUCAUAAAAGUCAGUGCUAACUAUCUUUAGCAAAUUACGCUGUUUAAACGGGCCUAAUUUGCAUAGGAUUUCUCCCCCCCCAACACAAACUUUUCAAGAAAACCCACAUCACAAGCUCAGGAAUAACACAAUACCUUGCUUCCCAUUAAAAAAAAUGUAGAUAAGUUGUUUCUGUUGUAAAAAAAACCCCAAAACUUUUUAUAUCUGAGUGUUUGCCUGAAGAGGCAGUCACUGUUUUGUUCUUGAUGUUUGUCUCUUUUAGUGGCUUGUUGUGUAAUAGCUAGCUGAUGGUCCUAAAUAAAUAUUUUGAUUUCAUCCUGCAGAGCAAGCUAUCCAUGGUUGGGUCCCAUACGGUGGACAAGUGGGAUGUUUGUCCUGGAUAACAGUCCUCAGGCGGGGUGCUGAGCAUUUUCCUGUUUCUGCUGCAGCCUCCUCUUGCAGCCUUAUCCUCCAACCAGGCUGGCUAUUUUGCCAAGUCCAGGGACUGAAGAAGCUGGGUUGCAGAUGCUAUACAACAGAACAUGCUUCUCAACCCCUCCAGGUCCACCUGGAGGGAGAUGGAGGCCGUUGCAGGGGAUGAUGGGGUAGUGGUAGGGAGAAGGGAGGGAAGUGUUGCAGACGCCUGCUGGUUUUAGAUAAUGCCUCCCGCCCCCGUCCCCCUAUCCCCCGCUACUCCCUGGUCAUUUUUAUUUUGCCUUCCUUGUCAUAGCCUAUUUUGGCCUCAUAUCUUCUGCGUCUGCACUGUCCCUUGUGCUGGUUCGUUAUACAGUCUUGUUUGGCUGCUGUCUUCUUAGGGCUGUAAUGACGAUCUUUUUCUUGUGCACCCACAAAGGGCUCUCUUAACUCCCAUUUUACCUGUGGUCAUUACAGGAAACCGUCCAAGCAGAGAGACAGGAGAUCAUAUCUGAAUUUGAGCGCCUCCACCAGUUUCUCAAAGAUGAGGAGCAGCACCUGCUUGCCCAGCUAGAAGAGCUCGAUAAAGAGAUAGAGAAGCGGAAGGACGAAAUGGUUACCAAACUCUCGGAAGAGCUUUCCCGUCUCGGCGAUGUGAUCGCCGAGAUGGAGGUGAAAUGUAAGCAACCGGCAGCCGAAUUUUUGCAGGUGAGAUUUUGCAAUCAACAGAGACCUCUUUCUCUGGCCUGGAGCGGAGACUAGCAGUGGGUUAAGGGCCCCAAGCAUUGGGGGGCCCCGGCACUGGAGCUCUAGAGAGCCUGCAAGUGCCUGAAAGCGGGAGUUGCCGCUUCCUUGCCACCGCAGGAGUUUGGGCCAGGCAGAGCUUAGACCUUCUCCAUGCUGGAACGGGCAGCAAACUGUUUAGUGUACAGGAUGCUGGCGGGGCACGCGCCUCCUGGAGGCAGCGGCAUAUGUGCUGUUAUACUGGAUUUGGGGUCUCUGCGUGGACCCCCAUCAGCUGUCCCGCAUGCCCAAGUGCUGCGAUUGUCUCCCCUGCGCAGGUGGCAAGGCUGUUCCUUAGGAACCAAAGCCAGGUGGGAGGGGGAAGGAGGAGCUCCAUGGUUCCAGCUUACAGAGAGCUGCGAAACGGCCAUUCCGAAGGAGGGGGGGAGCAUCCCUCUGAUCUCGACUCGCCUUCUUUUAGAGCGCCCUUUGGCUUUUGCAAAGGACGGCUGGGACGCUGUAGCUCCUCCCCUUGCGGAAGGCUAUGACACCAGAGCACUCUGCUGUUGGCAGAUGUACUUCCAGGUCCCUCAGCCUGACCUGAAGGCUGUUGAGAAGCUGGCCUGGAUGACCUCAUUCCUUCAGGUUCAUGUCGGGACACAUCGGGUAUGGCUGCCAUGCAGACCUCUAGUACGUACAGUCCUGUUCAUAUGGGUUCUCUCUCUUAAGGGUGUUUUGGGGACUCGGGGCACUGCUGUGGCUGUGGGACUGGAACAAACGUCACUCUGAGCUUUCAGUCUCUGGAAUAAUGCUGAUGACUGCAUGCCGCGGGGAUACCGGGGGAGGGACGCCUCUUGUGUUUUGACGGCCAGCGAGCGGGGUUUAUUUACUGACUCGUUUGGAGGAAAACAAAAGGGGCUUGUGGAGUGUGUGUGCCUGCAAAAAAAGCCUGCAUUUUCUGGGAUCUCCUUAGGGUCUUCCUGUGGUCCACUCUGCGGUGAACGUCAUUUGUAGCUAUUCCAAGGAUGUGAGGCUGGUUUGUUUUUUUUAAAAAAAACGAGCAGCAGCUCCUGCGCACUUGAUCCCUUGGCACAGAAUCUUUUUUUUUCUCCUUUAAUUACUUUGAAACCAGCUCUCUGAUCACAAGCAAGAAGGAGACGAUUUUAGGUAACCUGUGGCGUGCAGAGAGUCACUACAGGUGAUGGUGAAGAGUGCGACGCAGUGAUUGCGGGUUGGGGAGAUUGCGGAGGCUCUGCCUGGGCCUGUGCUCCUGGGAGCGGGGCGCCGUUGCCUCUGCCGAGGUGCACCCCCUCUCCAGCGGCGACGCGGUGUGCCUGUCGGGACAGCAGCAGCGCACUUAGAGGUCGUGUGGGUGGCGUGGCUGAGGGAAGGAGCCAGCGGCUCCAGGCGAAAGGCAGCCGGUGGGCAGGCCCCGGUGGGGGCGAGAAGCCAGCCUGUUCACCGGCAGGACGGGGUGGGAGGACAGUUCGGGAAGGAGAAGGCUGCUAAAAACUAGGGCAGCCCUUCUCCUCAGAGAAACAGUUGCAGCACCAGGGAGACCACCGUGCCGCGAAGGCUCCCGUGUGUAACCAGAGCACCCCCCACCUCUCCUGUCUUGGAGCUAACACCAGAUGUGCCACCUCUAGGAUCCCAGGUAAGAGCCUGAGGGCAACUGGGGGGGCAGGCUACUUACCCCCUGCCUUGUGAAGCAGCAGAGGCUAGAACAAAGCUUCCACCCCUCCUGCCUUUGAUAGCACUCUCGGAAGUCCUCUGCAGCCUGAGAUGGGGGGUGCAGAGGCAGGCUUCCCUUUUAGCUUAUGACUCACUCCUAGUGCAAAGCGUUGUGGGACUUAGCUCCUUUCUCUCUCUCUCUUUCUCUCUCUCUAGGACAUUAAAAAAACAAUGAGCAGGUAUGUGGCGAUUUAUUGUGUCUCCCCAUCCCCCCCCAAAAACCUCAAAAAUGACAUUCCUAGUCCUCAAAUUGCUGCUAGCUUGCAGACCAAGGAAAGUUGUGCGCCUGUUGCUCCUCCAGCCUUACAAGCACCAGGGCAGUAGAGCAGUGUUCAAGGCAGCAUUUUGAUUCCUCUGCUUCCAGGGACUCAAAACGGCCACUCAGCCUACCCUAGGAACAUUUGCAACUGGAAGCAGCUCUAUUUGUCACAGGUAGGGAAUCUGUGGCCCUCCACAUGGCUGUGGGAUUCCAGCUUCUCUCUGCCUCUGCUUGUGUGUCCAGUGGGAUGAUGGGAGGUGCCGCUCAACAGCAUCUGGGCAGCCACAGGUUCCCUAUACGAUAAGUGACGGAGCAGGAACAAAGCUUGGGAAGCGGGGGCGGCUUCACGCGGUAGGUUGUCACAUAAAACUGCAUCCCUUCAGUCCCCAGACCAGCUCAUGGCAUGUUGGUACCUGAAGUGGGAAAUACAAAUGACACACACAUAUAUUACAGCCCACCAUAAAAUUAUCCAGCACAAGCCUCACAGAUUCAGUUGGCAGUUGUGGCAGAGCUUACGUAGGAGAACUUUCUGGUGUGAAGGAGGUUUGUCCCCUGCUCUGCUGCAUUCACUGCACCCAAAAUCUGCUGCUUGAGGCAUUUGCCUCAUUGCAAAUUUGAAACGGUCCUUUGCAAAUGUUGAGACCAAAGACAGUGGUAAAAGAGAGAUUUGGAAUUGCAAAAUUUCACACUGGUAGCAUUUGAUUUAGUGAGAUAUAUUACUUAAUAAUAUGUCUGCUUGGCUUCCUCGAACCAGUAAAAGUGUCACGUGGCCAGAAAAGACCAUCCUGUACAUUGGAUUCCAACUCCCUUCAGCCCCGGCCAGCAUGACCAAUGCUCAGGGAUGCUGAAAGCUGUAGUUCAAAACAUUUGGAGGAUGCCAAGUUGGGGAAGGCUUGGCUAGACCAUUAUGGCCUUUGAAGAGGAAUGUAGGUCAUGGCUGACAGGACUAUUUAUACUAGGCGUUUUCUCUUUUUGCUUUCAAAAUGCAGAUGUGCAGCAGGGCAUUUCCAGCCAUCCGAAGAAGCUUCUCCUAAGCUCGAAGAGAGGCUGGAGAACUUCUCACGGAAAGGGAUGCUUCUGAAGGAAACUCUAAAUAGAUUCCAAGGUACAGAAAAAAAAGGCUGAAGAGAAUGCGGAACUUCUAACGCCUGGCUCUUUACCAUCUGAAAAUAACCUAAAUUCUAAUUAGUGUCUUCCGCUUUUCAUUUUAAAAAAUUGACACUGUGCAUUGAAAUCCAGUUCAGAUAGAAGUCCUCACAUAACUUUGGGAGGGAAUGCGGCUCUGGAUUGUGUAGAGGCACAAGGAAAGAUGGGGUUUCACCAGGAGCUGUCUAAGGGCACUUAACUGUGAACUGAAAGUCAUGAAUUCAUUGCGUGGCCCUAAGCUGAACCACUUUUUCAGCCUUCGGACCUCACUCCCUCCAGUUACUGCAGCUUAGCAUUUAACUUGGUUUUGGUAAGGGUUGCUUACAGCAAAGACAAACUGCUUUAUAAAUUGAGGUUCUUCUCUACAGUAUUUGUACCCUGAUGUUAUUAUGGCAAAAUGGGAGCUCUGUAUUCUUGCUGAGGCGUUGUGAUCUCAGUCCUGGAAGGCAGUGAUGGCAGAAAAUGAUAGGAAAAGACUGCAAGUUGUGUUUAAUGGGAAGCUAACAAAAGGGAGAAAGGGAAGGUUCAAUGAUGGCAGACUGUUUCGCAGAAACAGGAUGCGGGAAUCACUUAGUCGCUAAAUUCCAUUCCAUCUCUUAAAGCAGCAGUUCUCAACCUGUGGGUCCCCAGAUGUUGUUGGACUACAACUCCCAUCAUCCCUGAGCUCUGGUCUUGCUAGCUAGGGGGUGAUGGGAGUUGUAGUUCAACAACAUCUGGGGACCCACAGAUGUUGAGAAAGGCUGCCUUAAAGCAAGCUGCACCCACAUUAGUAACUAUCAUCUGGAAAUGAUGUUUAAGCACACUGACUUCUAACACGAGAAACCCAGGAUGAAAUAGUCGUCUAAGAAGACCACUCAGUGGCCUCGGGCAAGUUACUUUCUGAAUUGUGGGGGGCUAAGUGAUUUCUUUAAGAGAUAUUUUGCCGGGAGGAAAAACUACCUUUUCUUUCUCUAGAUAACGUGACAUCUGUCGUGGAGAAAGGAGAGACUGUGAAAACACUGAACGAUAAAGGUGAGUUUUCAUCAUCAUCAUCAAAAAUUUUUUAUUUAUAUCCCGCCCUCCCCAGCCGAAGCCGGGCUCAGCGUGGCUAACAACAGUCAUAGUGGUGGGCCUGAACCCUGUACUCUUUGUCUGCCCGCCAGAUGUUUAGGACUUCAGCUCCCAUCAGAUCUAGCCAUUAUAGCAAUAGAGAUGUAGUAAAAAUGGAGAAAUGUACACCAAGUGGGAGGCGAAGGCCACCUCUGCAUUGUGGAACAAAUGUUGUUUGUGGGAUGGGCCCACCCCUCAAUUCCUCAGACUGAAAAUGGCUUGCCUUAUGCCUUCAGCAGAUGCUGCUCUCUAUCCGGAUGUACCAAGUUCUUUUCUACCAUUGGACCGAAGGAACGCAGGAUGCGAAGAACUCCAGGAGAGGCUUCCCGCCUUAGACUACGUCCCCGACGCACCCAAAAGAUUAGAUUCCAGAGCUUUGGUUCUGGGCUGUGACGGGUUUACCUCUGGGAGAUACUUCUGGGAGUUGGAAGUGGGCGAUGGGGAAUUCUGGGCAGUCGGGGUCACCCGAGACCCGUCAAAGAAGAAGGGCAUGAUGGGGUUCAGCCCAGAGGAGGGGAUCUGGGCCGUGGGGUUGUGGAAGGGCCAACACUGGGCUCUCACGUCCCCUGUGACCGCCCUGUCCUUGAGCAAGCCCCCAAGGAGGAUCCGAGUGUCCCUGGACUACGUGGGGGAGUGUGUGACCUUUACGGAUGCGGACACCGACAGCCCCAUAUUCACGUUCCCACCGGCCUCUUUUAAUGGGGCGCGUACCCACCCCUUGCUGUGGGUGGUGGGGUUCCCCGCUCAUUCUGUAUUUCUGAGGCACAUGGGAGUGAAAUACCCAGCCGGGGUCCAUGAGAUGGAUAUCCUGAGUCCAUGAUUUUAACUCCUUUCCAUGGACCCGGUGUAAGAGGCGGGGGGGGAAAGAUGUCUAACUGGCCAAAGCAGAGAACCAAGCUCUUUGGGAGCAAGAAAGUUUGUGUGUUUUACCUCUGUGUGAUCUUUGGGAGAAUAGGAGGAGGUGGCGGAACUGUUCUCCUUGCACCAAGGCCUUACGAUGUUGCCCUAUGGAAUAGCACAAGGACUGUGAAUGAAGAAGACUGUAGGCCUUGAAAAAAUAGUAUCGCUGUUAGGACAUCCUUCAUUAUACAAAGGAUUGUCAAGACUCCUCUUCCUAGUGGUAGGUUCGAGCUUGUUCAGUUUGUGGGGGGGAACUUACAGAUAUUAAAAAUGGAAAUUUUAACUGCAUUUUCAGUUGGUUCGUAUUUAACACAUUUUUUAUUUAUUUAUUUUCAUUUAAAAGCAACUGCAUCUUAGCUUUAAUACUUAGCAGCUGAUUUAUAUUCCACUGAAAGGGUUUGCUCAAAAUGGAACACUUCAUCCAGAAAUUUUUUGCUUCCUCUGCGGGUGACCCUAGCACAGAGGUGAUGAUCCUGAAUGGGGCAUCUUCAGAUGUGGCAGAUCUGUUUGUGGAUAGCCUUUAAUCCAUUCUCUAGGGCAGAUUGAUCUCUUUCCUCCCCCUGGUUCAUUCUGAAGCCCAGUUUCACUCCUGCUUUACUCAGUUGGUACAAAUCCUCCACACAACAAUGCUAAACUGGGUGUUCCAAUUUUCCUGAAGGUGACAAAUACAUAGCAUCUAAACAUUGUGCAAAGAAUCUUAGGACAGUAGUUGAGGUGGCUACAUUUUUUUAAAAAAACACACCAAACAUGUAGUGUUCUUCAAAGCAUUUCACACACUCUGCUUUUGGAAUAUCUCUCUUUUCUGAAUGGGUGUUUCCCUUUGUGAACAUGGCACUAUUGGACACAGCAUGAUUUUAGAGUGAAUGAGAUCCAAUUUGAAAGGAGUGCCAUGCUUUUUUUUGUAUACCACAGGAAAAAAUAAGCCUGUUUUAAUAAAGUUGCCUUCCCAGUAACAGGAAAA